UUAUGUACCAAUCUAACUUUAUUCUCCUAAAGUGUUUCGUGUGUAAGUCAUUGGAAAACUUUUAUUGCAAGGUAAAAACGAAAAAAUUCAAAAUGGAACUUCAAUUUAUUGAGAAAUUAAAUGCACUAAAUUAUAAAUAUUGGGCUAUAAUGGCGCGUACUUAUCUUGAAAAGGAGGAGUUGUGGGAUGUUAUUGAGCGAAAAGAUCCGGCUUCAAAUACUUUGGUUAGAGAAAAACGCGUCAAGUUCAUAUUACUUUGCAUCAUUGAGCCAGCAUUUAUAAAUGAUCUUCCGGAAAAUGUUAGAAGUGCAAGAGAGUUGUGGUUGCAUUUUGCUGGACGUUUUGUAAAGAGACGAAGCGUGUCACAAUCCCCUGCUUCAUCACCCACUGAUAAGAAGCGCACUGUGUUUUUUUCAAAGUAAAAUUUAUUUAUCAUUAGAAACUUAUUCAAAGAAACAGAUAUAUAUAUGUAUAAA
Ceratitis capitata (Mediterranean fruit fly) is the source of this 476-nucleotide messenger RNA. RefSeq lists its product as uncharacterized. NCBI's taxonomy places the organism in Eukaryota, Metazoa, Arthropoda, Insecta, Diptera, Tephritidae. Bases 3 to 422 code for a protein of 139 amino acids. The record is from RefSeq and is a predicted model, not a curated record. The transcript is spliced from 2 exons.